AUGAGGAGAACCUUGGUGGAUUUCCUGUCCACCACCAUCACUUCCUUCAACCGUGAAGAGGAGGACUCCUCCAAAGAUUCCAAGGCACCUGAGGACCGUGAAGAAGCGGUGCAGAUCUCUGAAGGUUUGGGAUCCUCUAGGUAUUUGCUGCGCUUCUUGGAGUACUUGGCACGCGUCGCUGACUUGAUGCACUCUGCUUCCCUGGACGCUGGUUUGCGCAAACCCAAGGGCAAGACAGAGGCCACCGCCCCAAGUGCCCUAGCUGUGCCCAGUGAGAAGCGCGAAACGCGCGAAACGGUGACCAUUGCCCUUGAAAGCCAUGAAGAUCAUGAAGCAGAUGCCAAAGGUGAUGAGGAAGAUCCAGAAGCAGCAGGUGUCACCAAGCUGUUUGAUGUGCUCGCCGAAGCUCCCAAAGGCAUCGUGGCCCGACUGCUGUUCGAGCUGGGCGGCCAUCGGCAAGCAUUAGCACUGUCAGAGAUGAUGAACAUUGACAUCGUGGAGGUGAUUGUGAAUUCAUCCUUCAAGUGGUCUGAUGGAGUGCAGCCCAGAGGCCAAAAUUCAUUCGCUUCACUUCCUGAAUAUCCCAUGUCUAUGGAGGUGGUCCAAUACCUGGCUCAACACGAGCGGGAGUUGCCGUUGGUUUUGUGUAAGGAGGCGCCGCUGCUGGCGACCCUGGCAUGCUUGGAAUGCCGUGGACAUCGCUGGCCCUCGUGGCAAAUGUUACACUUUGCAAAGGAGCAGAGCCACCAUUUCCCCGCCUUACACCGAUGGGUGGAGGAACGGCAAACCAUUUUGCAGGCCAUUCAAUGGGUAGAUUCUUCCCAUCCAGCUGCCAGAGGUUUGCCCCCCUUACUGCUGGGCCGAUCCCAGAGUCAGCAAGCACUGGCAGAUGGCAUGGAAUGCAGUGGCUAUACGGAAGCUGAGUUUGCAAGUUUCAGUGAAGAUGAGCAGCUGGCCCUUAGAGCUGCGGGUGAUGAUCAGGAGGCCUGCAUGUCAGCUGCAUAUACGCAGCUGGUGAAUGCACUCAUUGCAGAAGGACAGCAUGAGCUAGCCCUGCAGAUUUGUGAUGAGCAUUUGCCGGUGGAUAGUUUGCUGACUGACAAGGUCCUGCAUCUUUACUUGAAUAGCCCCAGCGCUACGAAACCAGAGAUGGAUGCAGUGCAUGAAUUGCUGGAUCAUGAGUGCAUGUACCGUGUGAAAAGCCACGCAAUAGCUGCACAAUUGACGCUGGAUCGCUACAAGUGUUGGGAUGUGGAUACUGCCGUGCAGACCCUGUCGAUGUGCUUGCAACGCAUUGAACAAGAGCCCUCAGGUAACACUGAGGCCAGUCGUGCGGCUGCUUUGAAGCAGGAACUCCGGCGAAUCCUGCAAAGGAUGGUCUCAUUUGAGAAGAUUCUUCAGGCAUCAGAGGGGCGAUGGCAAGUUUGGCAGGAAAUCGAAGAUAUGAGCAAGGCGCAGGUCAGUGAAGCUGUUGAGCAUUUGCUUUCCCUUCAGCAGCAUGACAUGGCGAGGACACUGGCGCAGAUGUAUGGCAUGACAGAUCCUUUGCACUCUCUAGAACUGUCGCGCUUGCACUACCUUUUCACUACCAAAAACGACAAGACCAAUGCAGUGAACCGACUGCUCUCACUUCCUCCUUCACAGGCAGUUUCCUUUGCACUGCAACUGCUAGACAUGUUUGACGUGAUCCAGCACCGGGCGCUUCUAUGCCAAAUGCUCCUCACUCAAUUUCAAUCGUGGCUGUCGUCCGCAGAGGAGGAAAGGCUUCGUGUACUUCUGGCGUCAUUGCAACUGCUGCAAGAGGUUAGUGAGACCAUGAAACCGCACUUCCUAAAGCUGCUGAGGAAGCCUGAGCUGAUUGUGGAAAGCCUUCUGAUGAAUGCUCGGGUGGAUCUUCUCAAAAAGUUCCUGGAAGAUUUUCCGGAAUACCGUCAUGACCAGCUGAUUCUACGCUAUGCUCGCAAGGCCCUGGGUCUAGUUGAUCAAAGAGAGCAAGGCGAGGACGCUCGAGCAGCAUCUUUUGAUGUGCCAAGAUCUGCGAUGGACUCAGAAGGUCUUGGCGGACCAUGGUGUUUGACAGGGUCUGUGACAGAUCAAGUGAUUCGUUCUCAUCACCACUUUGAAGAUGCACCCAGUAGCCACUUGGCAGAACGCAUCUUGGAGCUUUGCUCUGAUGGUCCCGAGAAUGCCGCUGCUUGCUUCCACAUUUGUGAUGAUCUCUCCCUUCGCUUAUACGAUCUGACGACUUCUGACGCUUCAUCUUCUCAGCCACCUGCAGCAAAGUCAGCUCGCUUGUUGACAUUUCUGAUUAGGCGCUUACUGAAGUACCUGCAAAGCAAAUUUUCGGGUGCUGGCAGUGCUGGCAGUGGCCGGGAAGUCCAACUGAAGCUGCAACUCAGUUGUAACAACUUGGACUUCCUGCCGCGUCUAUGGCAUGUCAGCGGCAAGAGGGUCAGCUUGGCCCAGCUCUGUGAUGCCACAGAGGCUGCCCAGCUAAGGGAUGCCUUGGUGAAGGAAGAUCACCUCCACUUGGCCUUGGAGUUGUGCAAGCGAUGUUCGCCCUUGGAGCGAAGUGAGACCCAGGGCUGGCACAUUUCAGCUGAUCCAGUGAGGGAAGCCCAGGCAGUGGCACUUCAACGCCUCAGUUUAUUUGAAGAAGCUCGACAGGAAUUCAGCAUGACUGAUGAGGCAGGCUCUGCUGGCCGACAAGCAUCUGAAAAUGCGCUCAGUGCCUUUGAGGAUGCGAUGCGCUAUCCACCCCUGUACGACUUGGCUGCCCUGGAGCAGCAGCGAAGCAUUUACACCUUCAACCGCUUGCAGAGAAAGUUGUACCGCUCCACUGCCACCAUGGCCAGUUUGCCAAUCUUCAUGCAGCCGGACCGUUCAGAAGAAGCAGUCUCUGUGCCAGUUGUGCCGAUCAGCCAAUCUCCGGAAGCUGUUUUCAAUGCAAAGGCGGGCGCCCAGAACGGCACGGCGACCGCUCCGGCGACCUCUGCGUCGGCGCUGGAGGAUCGGCUACGGGAUGCGCUACAUCGACGGAGCAAAUGGAAUGACGCUGCCAAGGUGAAAGACGUGCAACAGACGACCUUGGUGAACUCUGUGACUUUCCUCACGCCACCCAUCCAUCCCUCAGAAAUGUCGCGCUGGUCCACCCUGACGGACAUGGUCACCCUACGCAACAAGACAGCAAAGGCUGGCCAUCCAAAGGCUGAUGCCAAUUCUGCUGAAGUGAAAGCUCCUGAAGAACCCAAACCAGGAGGAUAUCCAGGUCAAUCUGCUGCAGAUGAGAAAUCUCGGGACAAAGAUCGACCCGAAGAAGGAGUGGUCGAGGAGGUGGCAGAUCCAGUCUUUGAAGAGGAAGAUGAUGCCAAUUUGAUCCCUGAGAUCAGUUACGACAAGCUAACCAUGGACAUGGCGAGUGUCUGUUGCGCUUGUUCGGCCACCUUGCAUAACUUGAGAAGUCCCAGCAAUUUUUGGCCUGAGGAUCGGCAAACGCAUAGCUUUAUGCCUGCCAGCCCCAUGGCCUUGCCCCUGGCAGCUCCAAUGAAUCUGGCUGGAGUUAAAGGCCUUGGCAGGCCUUUGAGUGCUCAGGCAUUUCAAGAGUUGCUUCAAUUCCAAGACAAAUAUGGAUCUGCUGAAUCCCUGAUCAGUUUGCUGGUUCGGGAACGGAGGCUGGCGAAAGCUUGUCAGUUCAUUUUCAGCGAGAAGGUUGACAAGCGCCUCUUCGUAGAUGUGGUGGCGCAUCAUUGCCUGGCGCACAAUCAAUUCCAUGAGCUUCAGAAGGUCAUUUUAGACUUUGAUCCUUCUCUGCGAAGGGUGCAGGAGUACCUGAAUUCCGUCAAGGACUUCCUGCGUGACAGACGUGCAUUGGACUUGCUCUACUCAUAUGAAGUCUUUACCAAGAACUAUGUGAAUGCUGGCUUCCUGGCUGUGCAGCUCUUUGUACAAUCCUCCACCUGGGAUGCCAGAGUAGGACAUCUGCAAAAUGCUGAAGCACACUUGGGCUUUGCCCACCGAAAGGUCAUGAGCAAAAGGAAGGGUGAAAGUAAAGAUGGCGGUGCAGAUGUGCCCGAUGCCAGCGCCACUACCGCUGUAACCCAUGAAGCGAUCAUCUCUGGAGAAGCUGCUGGAGACAUCAACGAAGCAGGUGCCACCGACAUCAAGCGCAACUUGGAGACGGUCCGCAUCCAACGAGCCGUUUGUGAGGCCAUGCCUACUGAGAUGCCACAGAAUGCCACCCUCUUUGGGGACCUGCCAGCACAAUGUGAAGUGGCAGAGCUGUUGAUGGUGAAUGGUCACUUCAAAUUGGCACAGAAAGUCAUGGAUUUCCUGGACCUCCCUGCGGUGGAGCUGUGUAUCCGCGCUUCCAACCAGAUCGCAACACAGCAGGCGCGCAAUGGCGUGGGGGGAUCCAUCGCUCCAGUGGUGAAGUUCCUUCAGGCCAUUCCCAAGUUGCCACCAGUGGAAUGGGACAGCCUGGUGUCCAACGUCGUGAACAUUUGGAUCAUCGAAAAGGAGGAGUUGAAUGCAGAUCGCUCUGCUGCAUCCCAGUUGGUGCCUUUCAUUCAGGAUGAAAGAUGUAAGAUGGAUGCCAUGAUUCUGAUUGGAAACCUGCAGGGUGCCUUUCACAUUGCGCAGCGCUUGGGUAGCAUGCAGGAUGUCUUGCACAUCAACAGUCGGGCUCAAGCCGUGGGCGACCAAGAGCUUUUGAAGUCCAUAGCCACCUUCAUGGCCUACAAUCCAGUGGGCAAGAAAAGGUGA
This is a messenger RNA of Cladocopium goreaui, 4761 nucleotides long. NCBI's taxonomy places the organism in Eukaryota, Dinophyceae, Suessiales, Symbiodiniaceae. The record is from the annotation of a GenBank genome assembly.